Molecule: messenger RNA, 2974 nt
Organism: Magallana angulata
Lineage: Eukaryota; Metazoa; Mollusca; Bivalvia; Ostreida; Ostreidae
Exons: 11
Coding region: 54-2708 (884 amino acids)
Biological process (GO): regulation of Notch signaling pathway; regulation of apoptotic process
Cellular component (GO): membrane
Molecular function (GO): O-fucosylpeptide 3-beta-N-acetylglucosaminyltransferase activity; zinc ion binding
Source: RefSeq, a predicted model, not a curated record
AGAGAGAGUAUCGGUAUGUGGUACAAAUCGUACAAAAGACGUGUCCAGAAGUGAUGAGGAUAACUUUUAAGAAAGUUAUCAAGACUUCGAUACUUUUGAUUGUUGUAUGUGUGUUUUCUGUGCUAUUUUGCUGGGAUAAAACGACACCAGCGGAAAGUUUGCAAACUUUGCAAGAUGGACAUGGCGCCGAUGGGCCACUUGUUGAAUCGCUCCGGGGUGACAUAGAGGGGUCCGAAGACGAGAUUCGCCGAAAUCAGAGAAGUGCCAAAUCCUUUAGUCCCGACGCAGAUUUAAUUAUUCCAAUAGGUGAUCCUCAAAUACAAGAUGAUAGGAUAAAUUUUAAAGAUUUUCCAAAUAAGUCCAAGAAAAAAAGUGACAAUGAGGCCACAGAGCUUGACGAUAUUUUUAUUUCUAUAAAAACCACUUCAUCAUUCCAUGAAUCGAGGAUGCAGCUUCUACUUGACACAUGGAUCUCAAAGUGCAGGAAACAGACUUAUAUUUUCACCGAUGCCUCUGACUUUAGUCUCAUAGAAAAAAUGCCAGAUGGACAUGUGAUUAAUACAAAUUGUCCAGAAAGUCAUUACAGGAAAUCCUUAUGCUGUAAAAUGUCCAAAGAAUUAGACUUUUUCAUAGAUUCCAAUAAAAGGUGGUUCUGCCAUGUCGAUGAUGACAACUACCUUAACACUGACCAGCUUCUGCAGCUCCUACAGAAGUACAACCACACAGAGAACUGGUACCUGGGGAAGCCCAGUCUCAGUCACCCUCUGGAAAUACAGAGCAGAAGUAGAGAAGGGCAAAAGGUAGCCUUCUGGUUUGCCACUGGUGGGGCUGGAUUUUGUAUCAGCAAGGCUCUGGGUAUAGCCAUGGUGCCAGAAGCAGGUGGUGGAAAACUAAUCAAAGUUGGGGAUUCCAUUCGAUUACCAGAUGAUUGCACAAUAGGAUACAUUAUAAAUCACAUAUUAAAAGUGGACCUCACAAGAGUGGACUUGUUUCAUUCUCAUUUAGAAUCACAGUUUAGAAUCCAGGAUCCAAGGAAACAUAUAACCCUGAGUUACAAUGAACAGAAUGUGGCCAGUGUUCCAGGGUUUAGUCUGAAGGACGAUCCUACAAGUGACCCCGAAGAGGGAGAUAUGAAAUCAAUAUGGGCAGUGUCCACUCCAACGCUAUGUGUAAGUGACGAUCGUUUACUAACUCAGAAAAUGAAGUGCAAAGUCCACCCCGACCAAGACAGCGGAGUGCUGUGCUGUCAACAGUGCGAGAUGGCAGUAUGUAUGAAGUGCAUCAGCACCGAGAAACACCACGGCCAUUCCUUUGUGGCGGCAAGUGAAAUGGUGGUGUCCAUGAGAGAUAAGUGCCACGAGGAGAUUGCUAAAAUCAAGGACACCAUCAUUCCAAACUGUCGUCUGGUGGUCCAAGAACUUGGUAAAAACCAAGACACCAGUAAGCAUCUUUUGUCGCAGGUCAGAACAACCAUGACGUCUAAAAUCAGGAAGAUGAAGGAUAUUUUGGACGACAUUUUGUCUAAUAAUAUGAAGGAACUGACGGAUAUUGAACACGUUUUGAUGCACGAGUACCAGGAUGAGGUUCACAAGAUGAACGAACACCUUGCUCAACUACAAGAGGUGUUGGACGAGUUUGAAAAGAAAGGACAGCACAUGGAGUCCGGUGAUUUGAUGGGUAUAUAUAACAGGAUCCAGAAAUUGAAAGAAAUCCCCAGCCUGAAGCUCCACCACGACCACCCAACAUUCCAGGAAGGAUCCGGGCAAAUGGACGCCGAAACCUUGGAGGCGUUGUUUGGAAAAUUAACCGUUCCCAAGUAUCUAAAAAAUUCCAUACAGAAAACUCACCCAAAGAAACCCAAACUGGUUAUGAGAAUCCAGAAAGUGAAAGCCAUUCACGUUCCAGAUAUCGAUAGGUGCCGCCAUAUUUCCUGCAUGAAAUCUAACAAAACCUGGGUGGGCGAUGAGUUGGGCAAUCUGGUGGAAAUCGACCCGAAGGGUAACGAGCUCCAUAAAAUAAAAACCCACCAUUUCAGGCAGCAGCCGACAGGUUUCCACGCGGUGACCCUGGAAGACGAGCUGCUGUUUAUCGACCAGUAUGAUGACAGCAUUUCCAAACUACUCUCAGGGAGGAAGAAGAAGACUUUGAUAAAAUUCAAGGAAUGGACACCGAUCAGUAUUCACGUCUCUCACUCCACGGAUGACCUGUUGGUAGGAAUGAUGGACGACACACAGCAGAGAGCCAAGGUGGUGCGGUACGACGCCUCGGGGAAGGAACUGAAGACGUACGAAUUCCACGAAGACAGCAAGAAGCGACUGUACAGCCGACCACAUUAUCUUUCUGAGAACAUCAACGGCGACAUCGUGGUGUCCGACUGGGAGAAACAAGUGGUGGUGGCCGUAGGUAUAACCGGGAACCACCGCUUUGACUACGACGCAGAGGGAGGCCACCCACCGGGAACCAUUUUUGAACCCAGUGGUAUCUGCACCGAUGUCUUGGGAAACAUCCUGGUAUGCGACAACAAUGACCACACGGAUGAUAGCGUCCACAUGCUGGACAAAGACGGAAGAUUCCUCUGUCUUCUUCUGCGCCUUCCAUCUUCCAGCUUAGAGAGAAGGAUUCGAGCCCUAGGAGUAGAUGAUAGCUGUAAUCUGUGGAUCGGGGAUGUUGAUACAAACGAGAUCAGGGUUUACAAGUACCUGGAAUAAACAGAUGUAGCAUUGACACUGGUCACAAAGAGGAAGCAAAACAAACUUUUAUUACUCAGUAUUUUUUUUUUUACGACCGUCUUUGGCCAAAUUGUCUUAAUUUGAAUAUUUUUCUGGAGUUGCUAGAAUUUUUGUUUUGAUUUUCAAUGUUUUAUCAAUUUUUAGAGUUACGCAUAAACUAUUUUUUACCAAUAUUUGUUCGAUAAAUGCAAACUGAUGGAUAUUAUUAAACUUGUGUAGCUGAGUAGAUGUACUCUUAAAGUGUA